Ustilago hordei is the source of this 1017-nucleotide messenger RNA. RefSeq lists its product as uncharacterized. The coding region runs from base 1 to 1017 and encodes 338 amino acids. Gene Ontology annotation, molecular function: lipid binding. Lineage: Eukaryota; Fungi; Basidiomycota; Ustilaginomycetes; Ustilaginales; Ustilaginaceae. The transcript has a single exon. The record is from RefSeq and is a predicted model, not a curated record.
AUGACGUUCGAUAUCCCCUCUUCCACUCGUCAAGACUCCUACCUCCCCAUCCCCCCCGCCUACGAAGAAGCCCUCCAAAAAGCCAAAGCGCAAUUCGAAGCUCAAAACGACCCUGCAAAGGAAUCCGAUUGGGAAGACGCAGGUGAACGUGAAGAUGUCAAACUCUUCAAAAAGACCAACCCCGAAAACGCUUACGACGUACCCAUCGUCAAAGGUGUUACCAUUGUCGAAAAUGCCACUCCCUCUCAAGUUCUCGCUGUAAUCCAACAACCCGGUAUGCGUAAGAAAUGGGAUUCCCGAUUCGACGCCGCGAACCAACUCGAACGUUACGGUCCCCAAAAGUAUCUCUUCUACACCUACAUGAAGUCCCCCUCUUACUUCGUUUGGGCAAGAGACAUUGUCGGUGUACAGGAAAACAUCGUUACCGAUAACGGAGACAGGAUUGUAAUCAUCCAGACUUCGGUCAAUGAUAAACAGUACGUUGAUGAGGAUGGUUCUUACUCCAAGAGUCGCACUCGUGCCACACUUGAAGUUUCGGCUUGGGAUAUUACUAAGCAGGGUAACCACACCAAGUUGGAGUACGUGGUCAAGAUUCACCUCAAUGGUUCGCUCCCCACCUCCGUUGUUUCUGCGGUAGCAACCGAGACUCCGAUGUGCGUCGGUUGUGUCCGCGACGUCUACUAUCAGAUCGGUCACCUUCCCUACGACUCGGCCCAGGAUGAAGGGGAGAAGUCGGCAGGUAAGAGCAUCUUGGUCUACUCUGAAUUCGAAGAUGGUGAUGGCACAGAAGCUACCUCUGGCGAAAAGCGCUGGACUAUUUGGUACCAAGCUACAGGCGCAGAGACGAUCAAGAUCAGGUACGACAACCAGAGACUGUAUACCAGCUUGAACGUGGCAGUUGAGGGUGACGCAAAGGACGAUGUCAAGGCUAGCAUCGACAAGGAAGCUGGUAUCGUCAUGGUCGAUGUUGGUGAGGGUGCAACGGGCAAGCAGUUUUCGCUUGUUUUCACUCCCUAA